UUCGAUACCUAAACUGCAUUUGUCGCAACUCCUCAAUCCUCCAGCCUCAGUUCUGUCUUCUCUUCCGUUGUUUCUUCAAAUCCUACGUCACUGUCCGAGGCUCAUUCCUGUCCGUGGGAACGAACCAGUCCCUCCGUUUCCGACAUUUUCACAAACACCUCGCGGACGUCUAGGGUUUUUGCCCUCCGCCGCGUCCCUGCCCGGACCGGACAACCGGACUUCUCGCCCGGGAAAAGCCGCCGAUUGAUUUUUGAUGGGUGUGGUUGAAAUAAGCAGCUUCUCCGCUCUUUGGUCUGCCAAAUUGAACGGCGCCCGGCGACCCGUUUGCUCGCUCGAGGGAAGGCGGAGGGGGGUCGUCGCCAUGGCCUCCACCGUGGACGUCCAGCAUUUGAGCGAGGCCAACCGGGAAUUGACCGGCGACUCGUUCAUUCGGCCUCAUCUGAGGAAAUUGUCUCCUUACCAGCCCAUUUUGCCUUUUGAGGUUUUGUCUACUCGUCUUGGAAGAAAACCAGAGGACAUUAUCAAAUUAGAUGCAAAUGAAAACCCUUAUGGUCCUCCUCCGGAGGUUUUUGAAGCUCUAGGGUCAAUGAAAUUCCCAUAUGUAUACCCUGAUCCAGAGAGCCGCCGGCUCCGUGCUGCUCUUGCUGUGGAUUCUGGCCUUGAAGCUGAUUACAUUCUUGCGGGAUGUGGAGCAGAUGAACUAAUCGAUUUAAUUAUGCGAUGUGUUCUGGAUCCUGGUGAUAAGAUUGUGGACUGCCCUCCAACAUUUACAAUGUAUGAGUUUGAUGCUGCAGUUAAUGGGGCACAUGUUAUCAAAGUUCCUAGGAAGCCGGACUUCAGCUUAAAUGUGGAACUCAUUGCUGAUGCUGUUGAGAAGGAGAACCCUAAAUGCAUAUUUUUAACUUCUCCUAAUAAUCCAGAUGGGAGUAUUAUUGGUGAUGAAGAUCUCAUUAAAAUCCUGAAACUCCCAGUGCUGGUCGUGUUGGAUGAAGCAUACAUUGAGUUUUCGGGGAUUGAGUCUAGGAUGAAAUGGGUGAAGAAGUAUGAGAACUUGAUUGUUCUCCGGACAUUUAGCAAAAGAGCUGCUUUAGCUGGACUUCGAGUGGGUUACGGAGCAUUUCCCUUGAGCAUUAUUGAGUAUUUGUGGAGAGCGAAGCAACCUUAUAAUGUAUCUGUUGCUGCUGAAGUUGCUGCAUGUGCAGCAUUGCAGAAUCCAACUUAUCUGGAGGAUGUUAAAAACGCUCUGGUACAAGAAAGGGAGAGGCUUUUUAAACUUCUAAUGGGAGUUCCAUUUCUCAAUCCAUAUCCUAGCCAUUCUAAUUUCAUUCUUUGCGAGGUUACAUCAGGAAUGGAUGCUAAAAAGCUGAAGGAGGACCUUGCCAAAAUGGGUGUCAUGAUCCGUCACUACAACAACAAAGAGUUGAAGGGUUAUGUCCGUGUAUCAGUCGGGAAGCCCGAGCACACAGCUGCUUUAAUGGACGGCCUUAGUCGCCUCUCACAAUGACUCUGCAAUUCCACGACUUUUUGUGAAGAACAAGGUGGAACAGGAAAUAGAUCUCCCUCACGUGCUAUAAUGCUAAAGACAUUCCCCUUGUUUUUGCAGAAUUUCCUCAAGACAGGUUUACAAAAUUUUUGUUAUAGUUGCUGAGGUAUGUGUAAGUGUACCAGGGGCUAUUCUGUUUAGGUUAGUCAUUAUGGAUGAAUCUGUGUAAUUUAUUCCAACGAUUUCGCUGUGUAGCUUUUAUUGAUAGUCCCAUCUCUCAUCUCUAUAACAAAUUGAUAAGGCUUUUCCAGAUUCAUGCCAUUAAUCGACUUUGAGCACUGGCAUCAAUAAAGAUCCUCUCCUUGCUUGAUGUCA
This is a messenger RNA of Eucalyptus grandis, 1858 nucleotides long. Its product is annotated as histidinol-phosphate aminotransferase, chloroplastic. Gene Ontology annotation, biological process: L-histidine biosynthetic process. Gene Ontology annotation, molecular function: L-histidinol-phosphate:2-oxoglutarate transaminase activity; pyridoxal phosphate binding. NCBI's taxonomy places the organism in Eukaryota, Viridiplantae, Streptophyta, Magnoliopsida, Myrtales, Myrtaceae. The coding region runs from base 254 to 1504 and encodes 416 amino acids. The transcript has 10 exons. The record is from RefSeq and is a predicted model, not a curated record.